AUGCUUCAAUCAUCUUCCACAGCUGUUUCACCUACAGCAGAUGUUUACUCUGAUAAAAUCGUUCAAGCACCAAGGCAUUUAAAAUCUCAAAGUGUUAUUUACAAAAAAAACAAGAUUACAUCAUCUUCUACGGCUGUUUCCCCUACGUCAAAAUAUGCAGAUGUGUCAAUAUCAGUACCUAUUAAUGCUUGUCAUGAUAAAACCGAUUCAAAUGUAGGACCUAUAACAUCAAUCAGUAUGGAACCUAUUACCACUUUUCCAGACCAAGGUAUGGCUAAGAAGUAUAAUCCAAAUAAAUUUAACUGCAGGCCAUCGCACGCACGAUUUUUCAUAAUCAAAUCUUUUAAAGAGGAUAUUAUUUAUAAAUCAAUAAAAUAUGGAACUUGGGGCAGCACAGAAAUGGGUAAUCGUCGUUUGGAUAAAGCAUUUCGUGAUAAUGCAGGGAAAGGCCCAAUUUAUUUGUUUUUUAAUGUCAACUCUAGCGGAUAUUACAACGGUAUGGCAGAGAUGCUUACUCCAGUGGAUUAUACAACAUAUUUUAGUGCUUGGACGCAAGAUAGAUGGAAGGGUGUAUUUAAAGUUAAAUGGAUUUUCGUUAAAGAUAUUCCCAACAAGGAAGUGAGGCAUAUUAAUGUAACGAACAAUGAGAAUAAACCCGUAACACAUAGUCGGGAUACUCAGGAGCUGUUGCCUGAAGCUGGACGCGAAAUGUUAAACAUAUUUCUCAAUUAUCGUAACGAAACAUCGAUACUCGACGAUUCCAAGUUUUAUGAAAAAACGUCAUGCCGGAACAAAAAAGGGUGA
Molecule: messenger RNA, 804 nt
Organism: Cetraspora pellucida
Lineage: Eukaryota; Fungi; Glomeromycota; Glomeromycetes; Diversisporales; Gigasporaceae
Source: the annotation of a GenBank genome assembly